Messenger RNA from Diceros bicornis minor, 2939 nucleotides. RefSeq names its product apolipoprotein L2-like. Gene Ontology annotation, cellular component: extracellular region; membrane. Bases 1002 to 2042 code for a protein of 346 amino acids. The record is from RefSeq and is a predicted model, not a curated record. The transcript is spliced from 6 exons. Gene Ontology annotation, molecular function: lipid binding. Gene Ontology annotation, biological process: lipoprotein metabolic process; lipid transport. NCBI's taxonomy places the organism in Eukaryota, Metazoa, Chordata, Mammalia, Perissodactyla, Rhinocerotidae.
CCUGAAGAGACCCACCUCUUUGUUAUUCUGCCACCUCCCCUCCACCCCAAUCAAUAAAUCCACAGAUUUGGUGCUGGGGGUUCCCUCUCUUUCUGUCAGGCUUUCCUCUCUCACUUCAGUGAAGCAGGAGAAGAAAACAACUAUAACCCUCCACCCACCCACCUCGACACUAGGAUUCCUCAAGUCCUGUUUUCUCAGAACUGCUUUCUUUUCCAUUACUGCAUCGCCCUGGUAACCAAAUCAAACACUCCCAGGCCGCCCAGGAGAGCAAAUUGUGUUUACUUAGUCACCUUGAAGGACAAGGCAGGGAAGGACAGAUCAGAAGCCAGGAGCUCCACAGCAGGCCCUGGGAUCCUGGACGGAGGGCACGGGCUGUGAAUCCCUGAGGAGGAACUCUCCCUCGGAAACAAGAUGAUCUCUUACUUAACAAACGGGCCAGCCUGGGGUCAGAGGUGCCAAUGGGGAGAUGUGUCCCCUGAGACCAACCUGGGGGGAAGGAGAUGAUACAGAUUGAUCACCAGGAGCCGAGCUGGGUCCAGCCUCCAUUCACCUGAAGAAUCCUCUUCCACUGCCCAUCUUGGAGCAUCCGUGAUUAGCAGGAGGAAUCCUCUUUGCAUGGUCGUUUUACUCCAUGCUGUCUUCAGGAUGCCAUUGAGUAUUUCUGGAACAGAGUGAGCGAUGAAGAACUGCAGGUUCUGCUGACUGAUGAUGAGGCCUGGGAGACUUUUGUGGUAGAGGCCGAUUGGUCCAGGUGACCUCCAUGGGGAGCCCCAGGAAUGUCACCCCAAUCUCCCCUCAGGGAUAGUUUCCUUCUGGCAGGACCACAGGACUCUGACUUGUCUCAGGAGCAAGCCGAAGUGAAGUGAGUACCUUUCCUGAGAGAGCAGACUGCAGAGCCCAGGAGACAGAGAAACACAUUGGGGUGAAGCAACACCUUGUUCCAGCCUGAACGCAGACUGGUGAGCUGUCAGAGAAAACUCUGAGAUCCUGCUGCUGACACCAUGACCUCAGAAGCCUGCGGGGUCAUCCCAGAGACCAAAAUCUUUCUUGACAAUGCCAUUGAGUUUUUCCAGGACGCAGUGAGCAACGAGAUCCUGCAGCUCCUGCUGACAGAUGAGGAAGCUUGGAAGGGACUUGUGGCUAAGGCUGGUUUGUCCAGGGAUGAGGCAGAUGCACUACGUGAAGGUCUGAACGAGCUGAACACAGACAUGGCCAUGGAAGAGAAACACAUGAUCGAAAAAGACCAACUGUACAGGAAGAAGUUCAUGGACGAGUUUCCUCGAGUGAAACAGGAGCUUGAGGAACGCAUAGGAAAGCUCCACGCACUUGCAGACAAGGUUGACAAGGUGCACAGGGACUGCACCAUCUCCAACGUGGUGGCAGCCUCCACUGGCACUGUGUCUGGCAUCCUGACCAUCCUUGGCCUGGCUCUGACACCCGUGACAGCAGGGGUCAGUCUGGCACUCUCGGCAACUGGGAUAGGGCUGGGAGCAGCAGCUGCUGUGACCGGUGUGUCCACCAACAUUGUGGACUACUCAAGCAAGUUGUCAGCAAAAGCUGAAGCCAGUCGCCUGACAUCAAUUGACAGUGACAAAGAGAUGCUCAAGGAAUCUCUACGUCACAAUGCACCACAUAUUGGCAUGGAAACUAUUGGGAAGAACCUCCGUGCCAUCAAGCUAGGCAAACCCAAACCUCACUUAGUAUCCCCUGCUGUGGGCCUCGUGACCGUUGGGACAGUCUCGGUCCAAAGCAUCAAGCAGGUACAGAAAAGUUUUGGAGGUACUGCUCUGGCAAUGGCCAAAGGAGCCCGGAUUAUGGGUGCGGCCACUGCAGGUGUCUUCCUUCUGAUGGAUGUGAUCAACCUUGUGGAAGAGUCACUUCAUUUGCAUGAGGGGGCAAAGGCAGAGUCGGCUGAAGGGCUGAGGCAGCAGGCUCAGGAGAUGGAGAGGGUGUUGGAGGAGCUCACCCUGAUCCAUGAGAGGCUGCAGCAAGGCCUCACUCCACAACCCCCAGAGGAGUGCGGGGAGCAAGGACAGGUGUGAGACAAAGGCAUGGAGGUACCUUUAUAGAGGGCAAAACAGGGUGAGAUAAAGUUUCUGGGGCUGGGUGUUAAGGACUUUGGCGUUUCUGUAGCUCAACACAGCAAGGGAGGUGUUAAUGCAGAUGGCAGGUGGCUCAAAAAGAAGGAAGGGAUGUGGAGCCUGGAAUAAGGGAGGAGAGGGGAUUGGGAGUCAGGGGAAUGGGGAGAAACUAUUUUGGACUAAAGAAGACACUGGGGGCAAUGAUAGAGAAGUGUAGAGGAACAAGCAAUGAGAAGGCUAGGAAUACUAAGGAGUGGAAAACAGGAGAAAGCUAGAGAGUUAGAAUUGAUGGAAUAUGGAGAAGUAACAUGGCUCCUCUAUUGACCCUCCCCAUGCUUUGAUAUCCCAGCAAGAAUGGAGUCUUUUCCUGGUGGCACUCUUUAGCCGUACCUUUUCAUGAUCAACUCACCCUUUCCUUCCAGCAUGUUCAUCUUAGUUAGGCAAUGACUUCUUGAUGAUGACAGUGAUGAUGAUUGUGGUGAUGAUACUGAUGAUAGCCAUGGUGGUGAUGAGAGCAGAGUAAGUGGAACAUUUGCCAAGUCACUGGUGCUUUUUGGGGCCAGGGUGCACUGAGAGAUCAAUAACAUUCCAAUGAAAUUGCAAAUGCUAUAUUGGAACAGUGGUUGAUUUAGAAAAGAAAAGAAAAGUGAAACCAGAUGCCAGUAUCACGUCAAGGAACCUUGUGAUGUGUCAAGGAGAUCAACCAGCUUGGAGUCAAGAGACACAGCCUCUCUGAGCCUCAGUUUCCUCCUCAGUUGUGGGGGGGGCGUUGCUGGACAAGAUAAUAUUUCAGAUCUGUCUGUUCUCCCUGUCUUGUGUUCUAUAGACUGGUUCAAUAAAUAUGGACUGAUACACUGA